Rotaria sp. Silwood2 is the source of this 543-nucleotide messenger RNA. The record is from the annotation of a GenBank genome assembly. Lineage: Eukaryota; Metazoa; Rotifera; Eurotatoria; Philodinida; Philodinidae.
AUGUGGAGCCGUAGAAAACCAAAAGUUCGGAAAGAAUUGUCUGCAAAAGAAAUUGCGGUACUUGUUGAAGCUGCUCAAGAUUUUCUUGAACAUUAUCCAUCAGGUCGUCUAGAUAAAAAAUCAUUUAUUGAAUAUUAUGGAAAAUUACAUCCAAAUGUAGAAACACAAAUUCCAUUCGAACAAAUAUUUGACAUGAUUGAUAGAGAUAUUGAUGGAACGAUUGAUUUCAAUGAACUUUUAGUGGUGAUAGUUCUAAUGGGUCGUCUAACUGAUCUCGGUUCACAACUUUCUUUCGCAUUUGAUAUGUGGGAUGAAUCAGAGGAUGGAGAAAUCGAUCAAACAGAGUUAGCUAAUGUUAUAUCAGCUAUAUAUGAUCGUGCCGGUAUAACUGAUCGAAAAGGUGAACGAGAUCCGAAGCAACGAGCAAAAGAAAUUAUUAAAAAACUCGAUAUAAGUGGUGAUAGAACAUUAACUAAAGAAGAAUUUAUUACGGGUUGUAAAAAUGAUCCGGUAAUUCGUAAUUUAUUUAUGCCCAAUAAAUAA